This is a messenger RNA of Rhopilema esculentum, 2423 nucleotides long. Its product is annotated as kelch domain-containing protein 3. The record is from RefSeq and is a predicted model, not a curated record. Gene Ontology annotation, molecular function: chromatin binding; protein binding. NCBI's taxonomy places the organism in Eukaryota, Metazoa, Cnidaria, Scyphozoa, Rhizostomeae, Rhizostomatidae. Gene Ontology annotation, cellular component: cytoplasm.
UAGCCGCUUUCAAUAAUCAGUGCAAUAAUCUGACAAACAAGAGCUCCGGCAGUGCAGUUGCUCGCACGCGAGCAGGAUCUAACUCUUUUUUGCCAAAAACUUUUAGCAAAUACAAAUUAAAACUAAGCACAGAAAUGUUAUGGACAAACAAAGUAACUGGUGGACCCAGACGAGUGAACCAUGCUGCAGUUGGUGUCCCGAAAAAGCGACUCGUCUUUACAUUUGGAGGUUAUUGUACGGGAGAGGAAUACAACCAGAUAUUAAAGAUGGAUGUCCAUAUUUUUAAUGCGUGUUCUUUGCAAUGGUAUGCAAUGAAAACCCCAUCAAGACUAAAUAGUAAUCAAUAUUGCUGUGUACCAUACAUGAGAUAUGGUCAUACUGCAUCCCUUGUUGGAAGUAAAGCAUAUAUUUUUGGUGGCAGGAGUGACAGAAAUGGUGCAUGCAAUGUCCUAUAUUGUUUUGAUACUGAUAUGUUUACUUGGUCUAUUCCAUCAACUGAUGGCAUUCCACCUGAAGCCAGAGAUGGGCAUUCAGCUUGUGUAAUUAAGACAAAAAUAUAUAUAUGUGGAGGAUUCAAGGAAAUUGACCAGCGUUUCUCGUCAGAUCUCCAUAUGCUGGAAACAGAAACAAUGACUUGGCAUAGGCCAUUCCAGACAACCCUGUGUAUAUGGCGAGAUUUCCACACUUCAACUGCCAUUGGAAAUAAGAUCUAUGUAUUUGGUGGCAGAGGUGACCGCAAUGGCCCUAUACACACUAAUGAAGAUAUAUAUGAUAACGCAGUUUAUGAAUUUGACACAGAGAAACUGAAAUGGACUGUCCUGUCAGUAUCUGGAAAUGUACCACAUGGCAGAAGGAGCCAUUCUGCAAUUGCAUAUAACGACAAUAUUUACAUCUUUGGUGGCUACAAUGGACAGCUAAACAAGCAUUUCGCUGAUCUUUGGAAGUUUAACCCAGUAAACAAACAAUGGACAGAAGUAAAGACAAAGGGCGAUGGGCCCUGUGCAAGGCGAAGGCAUUCGUGGUCUCUUCUUGAUAACGAGGUUGUUUUAUUUGGUGGCACAUGUCCAAGUGCAAUUCCAAAACAAGUCGAUGUACAGGAUGAAGAUGAGCUUGCGAAUUUAAAAGAUUUAUCUGACGUUUAUAUUCUUGAUCUCAGUCCAAGUUUAACAACGCUGUGUAAAAAGGCUGUUCUUGCAUACAAUGUUGAUUGUUCUGAGCUGCCGCUUCAAAUAAGAGGUGAACUUGAGUCGAUGAGACACAAUAGCUGCGAACAGAAAUUCUCAACAGGGAUGACACAAGGCUGAGUUUCAGCAACUAAAGAGAUCGUCAUUUGUGUUGAGCACAAGUGCUUCACCUUAAGUAGAUGUAACAAAUCUAAUCUUCGGUUGCUGUAGCCCACUUCCAACUACCACACCAGUAACUUUAGUUCAUUUUUGUUUUUUAGUUGGGAAAUCCCUUUUUGGAAGUAAUAUUUUGUAAUGAUGUUUUUGUAAAUAUAAUAAUAAUUUAUCGAGCUACUUGUUUAAGAUUGUAAAAUUCUAAGAAAUUUUAUUACGUUUUAUUAGUUUUAAGGUUUUUUAAUUCAAGAGAUAUAAAUAUUAGCAUAAGACUAUCGUAGUUAAAUAAAUCGUAUAUUAAUGCUUUGUUGUGAUGGCGUUUGAGGCGCAUUACUUCAUUUAGUGUAAGAGGAUUUAAUACCUGGCUAUGCUUCGUUGUUUGUUCUACUACUGACUUGUCAUAACUUAAAUUGCCGAGUGAAAAGUGCAGCCUAAAAUAAUUUCAGUAUCGUUUAUUGAUUUAGUUGCGAUUGAUUCCAUGUAUAAUGUUUACUUAUAUUGAGGUGGAAGGCCAAGGCAAGACAUGGCCAAACUCAUCUAUAUUCACACACAUGUUUACAUGGUGUCUUUAUGCGUUGCCCAGAGGGCCUGGGACCUACUCUACUACACCAUGAAUCAAUCAGUUUCCAAAUGCUGCAUGAGCUUAUCUUCGAAUACUACAAUUUUAAGUCCGGGCAAAGCAAAUCCAGUAUUUUAUUUUAUUUAACUUCAUAUUUUCAGUCUUCUCUAAGAUUAUCUAGCUUUCAAAAUAUAUGAAUAGAAGAUGGUGGUAUUCGAUUUUUUGGCAAAGGCAUUCUGUACGUGUCAGCUAUCACCUAUUCCCUACUGAUAAAAUUGUUUAAAAAAUCUUAUAUUCAGAUUCAAAAGGUUGAAUCAACCUACCCUAAUUUAUUCCUACUCAUUUCUAAACUUUCUUGGUAAUACUGAACUUUGUUUAUGUAAAAGAUUUUGUUUUACCAGUGCUUGAGCUAGCAUUGUUUUAUACGCAUACUCGUAUUGACGUCAUCCUAAAGUGAUUUUUACUUUUAGCAUUCAUGUACAUUCUGUAAAUCAAAAUAUUAUUGAGGAUUUUAUGAGUUGUAAGGA